AUGACUAUUUCUUUGAAAAACACUGUUCUUUGGAAUCCAUCAUCUGAUGUUAGUAUGUAUGCAUUUCAUGAAAAUGCAGUCCAAUUGUUAUCUAAAUUGACACACCUGUAUGACAUCUAUGUCAUCAUACACGUCUCCUCAGAUGAAGAGCGACAAGUUAUUCAGUCAUUAUUAGAAAAUGCUCAACUGUUUACAGAAAAGAAAGAAUCAACGCUAGAUAGCCGAAAAGUGCUGUUUUGCUCAGAGGAAGAAGGAAAGAUGCACAUUAUUCGCCAUAUUGAACCCUCUGUUCAUAUCGAAGGCGGUUGGGAAAGAGAUGAUGGCGAAGACAUUGUUAAAAGGUUAAAGCCAUUUGUAAACAGAAUUGUCUGGGUUGUUACAAGGAGAAGAAGAGACUCGUUCAGGCCAGAAAAUGUAAAGGAAGAAGAUCAAGCUAUACUGGGCCAUAAUAUCGAAGUAUCAGAAAAAUUAAUUGACACUUCAGUGGCCCGUGAAGUAAUGCAGCAUGAUUAA
This is a messenger RNA of Rhizopus microsporus ATCC 52813, 513 nucleotides long. RefSeq lists its product as uncharacterized. The coding region runs from base 1 to 513 and encodes 170 amino acids. Gene Ontology annotation, biological process: peroxisome organization. The record is from RefSeq and is a predicted model, not a curated record. The transcript is spliced from 2 exons. Lineage: Eukaryota; Fungi; Mucoromycota; Mucoromycetes; Mucorales; Rhizopodaceae.